Molecule: messenger RNA, 1398 nt
Organism: Cryphonectria parasitica EP155
Lineage: Eukaryota; Fungi; Ascomycota; Sordariomycetes; Diaporthales; Cryphonectriaceae
Product: farnesyl pyrophosphate synthetase
Exons: 2
Coding region: 87-1211 (374 amino acids)
Biological process (GO): trans, trans-farnesyl diphosphate biosynthetic process
Cellular component (GO): cytoplasm
Molecular function (GO): (2E,6E)-farnesyl diphosphate synthase activity; dimethylallyltranstransferase activity
Source: RefSeq, a predicted model, not a curated record
CUGGCAUUCAGCUUUUCCGACGUACCUCCCAAUUACUCUCACUCCGGUCUCAGCACCAACGACCCACGGGCCAACCUCGAUCUGCCAUGGCGGAAAAGACGUCCCUUGCUGAUCUAAACGCUGCGGCGCCCGUCGAGAGCGACCCUAAGAGACAGAAGGUGGACGACAAGUUUCAGAAGACAACCCUCAAGGAGUUCGAGGCCGUGUUCCCCAAGCUGGAGGCAGACAUCCUCGAGCAUGCCCAGAAAUACAAUCUGCCCGAGGCAGAGCUGGAGUGGUUCAGAGCUAGCCUGCGGACCAACGCGGUCGGCGGAAAAUGCAACCGAGGCAUGUCCGUCCCAGACUCGGUCUCUCUCCUGCUGGGCAGGAAGCUGUCUGAGGAGGAAUACUUCCAGGCUGCCACGCUGGGUUGGAUGACGGAGCUGCUGCAGGCCUUCUUCCUGGUGUCGGACGAUAUCAUGGACAGCAGCAUCACAAGGCGCGGCAAGCCGUGCUGGUACCUUCAGGAAGGCGUAGGCAUGAUUGCCAUCAACGACGCGUUCAUGCUCGAGGCGGGCAUCUACACCCUCCUCAAGAAGCACUUCCGUUCCCACCCGGCCUACAUCGACUUGAUCGAGCUGAUGCACGAGGUCACCUUCCAGACCGAGAUCGGCCAGCUGACGGACCUGCUCACCGCCCCCGAGGGCAAGGUCAACCUUGACAACUUCUCGGCGUCCAAGUAUAGCUUCAUCGUUGUCUACAAGACCGCCUACUACUCCUUCUUCCUGCCCGUCGCGCUCGCCCUGCACCAGCUCAACAUCGGCACCCCCGAGAACCUCAAGCAGGCCGAGGAUAUCCUGAUCCCCAUGGGCGAGUACUUUCAGGUCCAGGACGAUUACCUUGACAAUUUUGGUCUACCCGAGCACAUUGGCAAGAUCGGCACGGAUAUCAUGGACAACAAGUGCUCGUGGCUUGUCAACCAGGCGCUGGAGAUUGCGACGCCCGAGCAGAGAAAGGUUCUUGAGGAAAACUACGGCCGAAAGGACAAGGACAAGGAGGCCGCCGUUAAGAAGCUGUACGACGAGUUGAACCUAGAGCAGCGGUACCUGGACUACGAGCAGAAGGUGGUCGGCGAGAUCAGGGAGAAGAUCGCCGCCAUCGAUGAGAGCUCAGGCCUGAAGAAGUCAAUCUUCGAGGCAUUCCUGGCCAAGAUCUACAAGCGGAGCAAGUAGAGCAUCAUCUGCAUGACUUAACGAUAUGAUAUAGACAUUACAAAAGGGCUUGGUGAGAAAAAGGCUCGCAAUCUGCGAGAUAUCGCGGCUCAAUCAAGGCCGCGGGUAUUUGCUCUUCUUUUCGUCAACUCUCGAUCACCUGCAAUAGAGUGGGCUCCAGUCGAACAUAAUUCAUUGAUAUAAUCCC